Lagopus leucura (white-tailed ptarmigan) is the source of this 3371-nucleotide messenger RNA. RefSeq names its product guanylate-binding protein 1-like. The transcript is spliced from 15 exons. The record is from RefSeq and is a predicted model, not a curated record. NCBI's taxonomy places the organism in Eukaryota, Metazoa, Chordata, Aves, Galliformes, Phasianidae. Gene Ontology annotation, molecular function: GTP binding; GTPase activity. Bases 16 to 2892 code for a protein of 958 amino acids.
AGCUCUGUGGCACCCAUGGAGCAGCCGCUGCUGUUGGCAGCUGCGGACGGGCCGGGGGGGAGCAUACGGCUCUCCCCCCGGGGUCUGGAGGCUCUGCGGGCCCUGCCCGCUCCCCUGCACGUGGUGGCGGCGCUGGGGCCGCCCGACGGGGGCUCCGUGUUCCUCAUGGAGCAGCUGUCGGGAUCGGGCUGCGGCUUCCCCGGCAGCCCUGGGCUGUGGAUGUGGAGAUGCCCGCACCCCGAGUGGCCCGACCGUGAACUGCUGCUGCUGCACGCCGGAGGAUUCCUCGGGGGCGAGGAACCGGAGGAUGGCGCCGGGCUGCGGCUCUUCAUGCUGCAGCUGCUGCUGGGCAGCGUGCUGGUUUAUGGCAGUGGUGACGGCAAUGGUGACGCACAGGAACAGCUAGAGCUCCUCACCUACGCCCAGAAGUUGCCACACCAUCUGCGCCUGCUGGAGGAGGAGGAGGAUGAAGAAGAUGAAGACCAUCUGCUGCGCUUCGUGCUGCCACCCUUCGUCUGGAGCCUGUGCAGCACAGCCCAGGCACCCAAGGAUGAGGAGUUGUUGGGGGAUGAGGACCACAAGCUGGAGCCAGCCCUGCGCAGCCCCCCAGGCCCUGUGGCACGCUGUGUCCUGACACUGUUCCCUGAGCAGAAGCUGUUCCGUGUGUCCGAAAGCAGUGCCGAGGGCCUGACCCAGCUCUGCACCCACCUGCUGGGCUGUGAUCCCAAAACAGAGCCUGGAGGGGCAGAAGUGGGCGGUGCCUACCUGGCAGCGCUGGCAGAGCGAGUGGUGGAUGCAAUGCAAGAGGAUGCAGUGCUGCGGAUUGGGCGGCUCUGCCAGGAGGCCAAGGAGAUGGCACAGCAGGAGACUGGUGACAACUGGCCCACAGCCACCAACUUUUGGCAAGAUGACACUUUCCUGAGGAACACUGACAACAGUGACACCAUCCCACAACAGGAUGACAUCCCCCAGGCCAGCACCUCCCCACGACAUGAUGACACCGAUGGUGACACCACCCAACGGCAGGAGGAUGCGGCCUGGGUGGAAGCACCAUCCCCCCACCCACUGUCCCCGAUGCCAGCCCCACUUUGCCUGGUGUACAACGGUGACAGUAACAAACUGUCACUCAACCCCAGAGCACUGGCAGUGCUACGUGGUAUCACCCAGCCCGUGGUGGUUGUGGCCAUUGCCGGGCCCUACCGCACUGGCAAGUCUUUCUUGAUGAACCGGCUGGCACAGCGGCGUACUGGUUUCCCGUUGGGCCCCACAGUGCGGGCGGAGACCAAGGGCAUCUGGAUGUGGUGCCUGCCGCACCCACGCCAGCAUGGUGUGGCACUGGUGCUGCUGGAUACCGAGGGGCUGGGAGAUCCCCACAAGGGUGACAACAGCAAUGACGCCUGGAUCUUCUCACUGGCAGUGCUGUUGUCCAGCACCCUGGUGUACAACAGCAUGGGCACUAUCAACCAGCAGGCGCUGGAUCAGCUGCGGCUGGUGACAGAGCUGACGAAUCACAUACGCGUGAGGGUGGAGAAUGAAGAUCCAGCAACUGAGUUCAGCCGUGUCUUCCCCAGCUUCGUCUGGGCCGUGCGUGACUUCACACUGCAGCUGCGGGAGGGCAAGCGUGUGCUGACUGAGGAUGAGUACCUGAAGGAUGCACUGGUCUUAAAGUCCGGGAAUGGGCGCGUGGUGCAGGAGCACAAUGAGUUGCGGCGCUGCCUGUGCGCCUUCUUCAUAAACCGCAAGCUGUUUGUGCUGGAGAGACCGACGGCUGAUGCAAACCUGGCACGACUGGAGGAGAUGCGGGAGGAUGAACUGCAGCCACGCUUCCGGCAACAGGCAGCUGCCUUCUGCCAGCACAUCUGGGAGAAGGCGCCGGUGAAGGAGUUGCCAGGCGGGCGCCGGGUGACGGGCACCAUGCUGGCUUCCCUGGUGGAGAAAUAUGUGGCUACCAUUGUGAAAGGUAAAGUGCCUUGUGUGGAGAGCGCAGUGACAGCACUGGCAAGGACCGAGAACACCGCGGCAGUGGCAGCAGCAGUGGCUGAGUACCAGAAGGGCAUGGAUCAGGACCUGGUGCUGCCCACGGACUCGCGUGCCACUUUGGUGGAUGUGCACCGGCGCUGGGAGCGCCGUGCUGUCACCAUCUUCCUGUCCCGUGCCUUUGCUGACAAUGAGCGCACCUACCAGUGUCAGCUGAUGCGACAGCUGGAGGCGGCCAAGGAGGAGUUCUGCUGGCGCAAUGAGGAGGCAUCGGAGCAGCGUUGUCGGGCGGUGCUGCGGGAGCUGUGGCAGGACGUGGAGCACCAUCUGCAGUGUGGGGACUAUACAGCACCAGGCGGAGCACAGCUGUUCCAGGAUGAUCUGUGCCAUGUCCUGGAUAAGUACCAGUGGUGGCCUGAGAAGGGUGUUAAGGCGGAUGCAGUGCUGGACGUGUUCCUGCAAGAUCGUGAGCCACUGGCACAGGCACUGCAUGCGGCCGAUGCUCGCAUGAUGAUGAUGGAGUGGCAGAAGGAGGCAGCAGCAGCCAAGGAAGCAGCAGCCAGGGAGGCAGAGGCAGAGUGCCUGAAGGAGCAGCAACGCAGCCUGGAGGAGCACUGCAGGCAGCUGCAGCAGCAACUGCUGGAGGAGCAGCGCCUGCGGCUGAAGGAGCAAAACCGCCUGCUGGAGCACUACCUGAAGGAACAUCAGGCACUGAUGGAGGAGGGUUACAAGCAUGAUGCAGAGCAAAUGCAGCUGCAGAUCAAGAGGCUGAGGGAGGAGAAGCAGAGCACUGAAAACCACACAUGGAUUGUCUCGGCUGUGGGCCUCCUGGUCAACGUGGCUUCGCUCUUCCUGCCCGGCGUGGUCGGCAAGGCAGCGGACAUUGUAGGCAAGCUGAUGAAGCGCAUCCUGUAACCCAGUCACCUGCCUCUGUGACCUGGCUUCAGCUGAGAUGGCGUUGAAUUUUCCUUCAUUGUGUUUAUGCUGUGUUUGGGCUUUAGGAGAAAAACAGUACUGAUAAUGGACUGAUGUUUUAGCUAUUGCUGAGCAGUGUUAUACAGAGCCAAGGACAUUUCAGUUUCUCAGUUUCUCCUACUGCCCUGCCAGUGAGGAGGGCUGUGGGGGAUGCAAGGAGUUGGGUGGGGACAGAACUGAGAUACCUAACCUGAACUGGCCAAAGGAAUAUUCAGUAUGAUAUGAGCCUGAUAAUUGCUAAUUAUUAUGGCAUUUUUUUUGCACAGAUAUUUCAGUGUUUUCUUGGAACUAUAUCAUUUAGCACUUGAUAUUUAUGUGUCAGUCGAGUUGUUUACCAUCUCCAGGAGUUGCACUGAAGUUGUCAUUUUGCUGUGCUUUGUGAUUUUGGCUUUCAGUAUGAUAAAACUGCUGACUGGGAA